Molecule: messenger RNA, 10292 nt
Organism: Hyla sarda
Lineage: Eukaryota; Metazoa; Chordata; Amphibia; Anura; Hylidae
Gene: SLC6A17
Product: solute carrier family 6 member 17
Exons: 12
Coding region: 284-2464 (726 amino acids)
Biological process (GO): sodium ion transmembrane transport; glycine transport; proline transport
Cellular component (GO): plasma membrane; synaptic vesicle
Source: RefSeq, a predicted model, not a curated record
AUUCCAUAUUUAGCCUCCCAGCCAGCCAGCCCUCCAUCCAGAAUCCCAUGACUGUCCUCCCCCAUCCACUCGCUUCACACUUCUCCAUUCACAAGUGACAAACAUCUCUGGAUGACUCAAGCUUUGCGUCAGCAGCCUCCAUCACUGAUGAGGGAAGCAGGCGCGUGUCUUCAGGCAGGCAGGUCGGUAUUGCAUGGAAGCCAGUAUUAAAUAACUCCUUUUUGCUGGAUUACAUCUGUGCAGAAACAUCUGCCUUGGUUUUCUGGAAUCUACACUUCUCCAAAUGCCUAAAAACAGUAAAGUGACUCAGCGAGAGCACAGCAACCAACAUGUCACCGAAUCUGUUGCUGACUUGUUGGCCCAUGAGGAACCAAUAGAUCAUAAAGCAAGUGCUCUCAAUGUUUCUGGUGAGGAGAGUGUAGGAAAACAGCUGGAAGAUAAUUCAGAGGUAGAGGACAGGCCAGCAUGGAACAGCAAGCUACAGUACAUAUUAGCGCAAAUUGGAUACUCGGUUGGGCUGGGCAAUGUUUGGCGAUUUCCGUAUCUUUGCCAGAAAAAUGGUGGAGGAGCAUACAUGGUCCCCUACCUGAUCUUACUUAUUUUGAUUGGCAUCCCUCUCUUCUUCCUUGAACUGGCUGUGGGGCAGAGAAUUCGCAGAGGUAGCAUCGGAGUAUGGAAUUACAUAUGCCCUCGGCUUGGAGGAAUUGGCUAUGCUAGCUGUGUUGUCUGCUUCUUUGUCGGACUUUACUAUAAUGUUAUCAUUGGAUGGAGCAUAUUCUACUUCUUUCAGUCUUUUCAAUAUCCUCUCCCUUGGAACGAAUGUCCAAGCACGAAAAAUGGCUCUGUAGUCCUAGUGGAAGCGGAAUGUGAGAAAAGUUCAGCUACAACAUACUUCUGGUAUCGGGAGACUCUGGAUAUUUCAAACUCCAUAUCACAGGGAGGAGGUCUAAACUGGAGGAUGACCUUGUGCGUAUUGACUGCAUGGUGUAUUGUGGGAAUGGCAAUGAUUAAAGGCAUACAAUCUUCAGGCAAGGUAAUGUACUUCAGUUCGCUUUUUCCCUAUGUGGUUCUUAUUUGCUUCCUUGUCCGUGGAUUAUUACUAAGAGGAUCUGUUGAUGGUAUCCUACAUAUGUUAACACCAAAGGUUGAGAAGAUGCUGGAUCCACAAGUUUGGAGGGAGGCAGCAACUCAAGUUUUCUUUGCUCUAGGUCUUGGCUUUGGUGGUGUCAUUGCUUUUUCGAGCUACAAUAAGCAAGAUAAUAACUGUCAGUUUGAUGCAGCGCUUGUCUCUUUCAUCAACUUCUUCACAUCCGUACUAGCCACUCUGGUUGUAUUUGCCGUCCUUGGGUUCAAAGCCAACAUGAUGAAUGAAAAAUGUGUGGUACAAAAUGCAGAGAAAAUCCUUGGUUACCUGAGUUCCGGAAUUCUAAGCCAAUACAUUAUACCACCACAUGUGAACUUUUCUCACUUGACAACAGCAGAUUAUGCGGAAAUGUAUGGCGUCAUUAAAACGGUGAAAGAGGAUGGAUUUCAAGAUCUCCACCUGGAUGCCUGUUUGUUAGAGGAUGAACUAAAUAAGGCAGUACAAGGUACUGGAUUAGCUUUUAUUGCAUUCACCGAGGCAAUGACUCACUUUCCAGCAUCUCCUUUUUGGUCUGUCAUGUUUUUCUUUAUGCUGAUCAAUCUUGGUCUUGGGAGUAUGAUUGGCACCAUGUCUGGUAUUACUACACCUCUUAUUGACACAUUUAAAAUAAAAAAAGAGGUUUUGACAGUCAGCUGUUGCAUCCUUGCCUUCCUGCUGGGCUUGAUCUUUGUUCAACAUUCUGGAAAUUAUUUCGUCACCAUGUUUGAUGAUUACUCCGCCACACUGCCACUCACCAUUGUGGUCAUCCUGGAAAACAUUGCAGUAGCUUGGGUGUAUGGCACAAAGAAGUUUAUGCAGGAGCUCACAGAGAUGCUUGGAUUUCGUCCAUACCUCUACUACUUUUAUGCAUGGAAGUAUGUUUCCCCAAUCUUUAUGGCGCUUCUGCUAUCAGCUAGCGUGAUUCAGCUAGCUUUCAGUCCUCCGGGAUACAGUGCUUGGAACAAAGAAUUGGCUGAAGAACAAUAUCUGUUGUAUCCUACAUGGGCUCUCUCAUUACUUAUUUGUCUCAUAAUAGUAGCAAUCCUACCAGUGCCUGUCAUUUUCAUUCUCUGGCAAUUUGAUUUAAUACCUGAUGGCUCCAAUAGAUUGUCUGUGUCAUAUAAGAAAGGCCGUAUGAUGAAAGAUAUCUCCAAUUUGGAAGAUAAUGAUGAAACACGUUUUAUUCUGAGUAAAGUGCCUAGUGAGACCCCAUCUCCAAUGCCAUCCCAUCGCUCAUACUUGGGCCCAGAAAAUGCUUGUCCUUUGGAUUUGGGUGGAGCAUCAAAUGGACGGUAUGGAAGUGGAUAUCUAAUGGCAACCACUCCUGAAACAGAAUCGUGAUCCUACACUAUGGCUUAUACUACAAUACUGUCAAAUGCAAUUAACAUUUUGUUUUGUAAAUGAUAGAACUUUCUAAAACACUUCCCUGCAGACCGAACAAAGCAAUGGGUUGCUUAAGACUGAAAAGCACAUAUGGAUUUCUCCCAACACAACACAACCUGUGUAUCUACGCUACAUUAGAAAUGUCAUCUGUACUGCAUUUUUCUACAAAUCAUCGACUUUGCUUCUGCUUUGCAAAUUUGUACAUCCUGCCAUAAUAUAUGCAUAUAUCUGAAAAGCUAGUGGGUGUAUAGCACUGCAUAAUUGAUGUCUAUACACAGGUAUGAUACCUUUAUUAACUCUUAUUUGUGUUUAACCCCCCCCCCCCUCCACUUGAAUUAUUGAAACCGUUUGCACAAGUCUACCAAGCACACUCGCAGGACCAGGUAACCUGCAUAGUUUGUAAGCACAACUUAUGUAAAAUCAAUGAAAGUCUGAAUAGAUAAAUGCUGAACAUAUAAAACAAAGAGAAAAUAUAGCUAUUAUUUUUAUACUUUGAUGUGAUUCAUUUUAAGAAGUUCUUAAACUUUAAAACCCUAAUACAUAUAAUCAAGAUAUUUAAAUGAUAUUCCUAUUUAUUUUUUAUUAUUCAUGACUUACUGUUUUGAUAGUUGUGAUGCUUUUUCUUUAAAAUGAAGCAUACAAUGCAUAAUACACAAAGUAUAAAAAAACAAAACAAGAUUAAAGUGUCCCUGUCAUUAAAAUAAACUUUGGUAAGACUUAGUGUUGAGAUCCCCUGAACAGGAAAACAAGCAGGCAGAAGCACAUGGUAGCAUGCUUCACUCCCUAGCUUGCAGCGAUCUUUGUCCUGUGGCUCCAGUAUAGGGGGCUGUUCAGAGAAGCAUUAUGAAGAUCGCUGCAAGCCGGAGAAUGAAGUGCAGUACUGCAUGCUUCUUCCCGUUCUCCUGAUCAUGGAGGUCUCAGUAGCGAGACCUCGACAAUCAAAAUUUUGACUUGUCUCUGGGACAUGUCAAAAGUUUUUCUAAAUUACACAUACACUUUAAUGUCAAAUUAAAAGGUGGUACAACUGACUAUGUGAAAAUUCCUCAUCCACAUAGCAGCACCUAAGGUAUAAGCACUCCCAACAGAGUUGUAUGGAUCCAUUGUCUAACUCUAUGGCCCUGACUUAAUAUUGUCAACCCGACUUGCUUUUGUUAGGUUGUGCAGCAAAAAGUGGCACACAAGAAAUACCAUAUAAGUGCCCAUCUUAAAAAGAUGUUGUUUUUUAAUGUCCUCAAAAAAUGUAUACCCAAUGGAAUGGAUCACAGCUUAAAAAAAGAGACUAGACCUACACACAAAUGUUACCAUACCUAGAAAGAGUUCUGGUGAAUUUUAAACCAUAGUCAUUUUUACAUGAUAUAUUAUGCUGGCCCAAAGUUAGCUUACUGCCCAAUUGUAUUCUUAUAAAAAAAAAAAUCUAAUUAUUUUAUACUACCACUACUUAUAAAUGUACUUAUAAUACUACAUUAUUAAAGGAAAUCUGUCGUCCCUUUCAAGCUGCCAGAACUAAGAGUUGUCAAUCCCUGAUGGUUAGUCCCUGCCCCUCUAGCCUUGAUUCUCUUAUAGAGCUCUCCCUGUUGGAGUAUAGGAAAAUAUUUAUCAUUCAAGGCGGAUAAGGCAGGGAGAGGCCAAUAGGGACCACCCUGAAAGUAGGAAAGUUAUGGCACAAAAGGAUCUUUGUUAUCAACUUACUAUCUACUGUCUUCUCGCAUAGACUGUGAUCAUGUGAUGUUUUAGGAUUUCAUGUUUCUUCAGUUCAGAUUACACAUUUUAGCACAUAAUAUGGCUUGAUUUAUUUGCUGUUUCAGAGUCUUCAUAGGAACAAUCAUUUUUACUAUGUAUAAAAUUGUCCUAAAUUCACAUACUAGAUUACUGUGUGUCCAUCAUGAACAUUUACAAGCAUUUAUGGGAUUAUGCAAAAAGUAUAAGAACCAUGAACUAUAGUGGUUAAAGUAAUGUUGCAGCAGUGGAUACAUUAUAAAUAGUGACCCUGCAAACCCAAGAUUUUUUUUAGUCUAUGAAACAAUGUUUUUUUCAAUCACAACAACUGAACAUAGAUAUGAACAUAAUAUGCAUUAUACAGUAUAAUUUCAGUGCAUGCUGGGGCUGUAAUAAACACAGUUUGGGUGUAUUUAACAGGAGCAAAACUCCAUAGCAAACCUAUGCUGCUCUGGACAGAAAAAAAACCUUUCUCUGUAAUAUACAGUCUCUAAUAAGUACUGGAAGGAUAAAUAUUUUUUUUAAUAGAAGUAAUUUACAAAUCUGUUUAACUUUCUGGCACCAGUUGACUUAAAAAAAAAAAAAAGGUUUCCACUGGAGUACCCCUUUAAAGCCAUAGACACUCCACAAGCCACUGUAUGCUGCCCUAAGCUUUGCCAUAUGACAUGGUUAUUCUUCCUUAAAAGCAAUGCUCUAUAACAUGGCACAUAAAAACCUGUGUAAAUAGCAUUCUAUAGGCACUUAUAAAGAUGUACCUGUCAUAAUAACUAUUGACAUGUCCUAGGAAUAUGUCAGAAAUUUUGUCAAUCAGGGUCUGAGUGUUGGCACCUCGACUGUUUCGUAGAAUGAGCAGGGACAGAACUGCCAUCGCCCAUAUUAUUGUGUUGGUUAAUGGAUGUUAAUAUAUCCAGACAUACUGUGUAUAAUUUAAGGGUGAAAUUAUGCAAAAUUUAAUCUACAUUAAAGAGAAAACAUGUCAUGUGCCACGCCCGCAAGUAUCACAAGGGGUUUCUAUUUUGGCCAAAAGAUUUAUCUAAAGGUAUAAAAUGGGCAAAGCGGCAUAAACGCAAUCUUUGCUCAUAGCUAUGAAAAGUAUCUGCUGUAUAAUUAUUGAACAAUAAGUGAUCUUAGAAGUCAUAUAAUUUAAAUGGUAUCUUAUGGACAAGCUUGUCUAAGGUUUUUAAAGUUUUUUUUAUUUUUUUUGUUCUGGAACACAUGCACUUUAACUAGGAUGGAAAUAUUAUAACUCAGGGUCCCAACAUUUUUGGUAGCCCAUAUAAACGACACACUGUGGAAUUCAGAACUAUAAUACUUUGUAGUUUUUUCAGUACUUUUUGUUGCUUCUUUUAAAGAGAAUCCGUCAGCUCACCUGAUAGGUUUCUUUUAUUUCCCACAAAAUAAUUUUAUAGCAUAUUUCCUUAUAGCCUCUUGGAAAUGGAUGAAUAAGUUGACAAUAGAAUGUUACCAUUCCCCAUGUGUGUCUGACAUCGAGGUAACAGUCUAAUAAUCCUAAGUAUACAAUUGGUUCAUACUGUGUCAGAAGGAGUGGCAUACGAAUAAAAUAUAAAACAGGUCAGGAGUGCGAUCCUAGUGCAUAAUCCGAGGACACUUAUUAUACAGUGCAGGGUGAAGUUAAGUUCUGCUCCCCUAGGUUGGUUAUGCUCAGAGCAUAACAUCUAAUGCAGCAUGUCCUAUGUGAGCGGGUCAGUAGCCCUGAAGUACCCGAUUUCCUUUGGAUUUUGGCAGACAGCAAUAUGUGGAUCAGUAAAAACUCUCCAAUCCUGGUGCUUCUCCCAAUAAGUAAAAUUCUUUAUUGUUUCAUCAUCCAUAAAUACAGUGUGCAGCAGCAAUCUGGGGCAUGACACAGAUGAGGAUGUAAAUUCAAAAAGUUUGCACCUCCUUUUUGUUGGCUUAGUUUUAUACCAAAGAUGGGAGCAUUUUUGGCACAUCCAAGCCCUGCCCUUUUCACAGAAGCCAUAGCCACUUUCCAAAAAGCUCCACACUAGAUUUUUUGGCAUAGCCUCCUUCUCCCCAGAAAAGAUGCUAACCUUUUUUUCUAAUGUGGAAUAAAAGCAUUUAAACACAGACAUGUCCUGAGGGCUUUUAACAUUUUAUCAUUUAUUUUUAGUUAAUGUAUAACUGGAAUUGGCAACAGUGAGAGUCAGUAUAUUUUUUAAUUGCAACUUGAUCUUAUAAUGUCACAUGCAGUACCAGUUCAGGUUUGGUACCCUGGCAUCUGUAUAUUGUGAAACUCACCUAUUGUCUAUAGUAUGCAAAUAAUAAAAAAGUGACUUUACAUCCAACAAGCAACCUUAAGCUUGGUACCAUAUGUUAAUAUCUGUAAACAGAAUAUUUUCCUAUUGCAAUGAAUAUCAUGAAGACGCUUAGGACUUUCAUGGGUAGGACUACAUACUCUAAAUUAAAUGUAUAAUUAAUAUAUUGUAUAUUAUAUUGUACAUGUAUGUGUAAAUUUUGUCUCUCCAGUAUCUUGUGAAUUAAUUUAUAUACAUUGUAUAUAUUGCUGUAUACUGUAAAUUAGCUUUACUUUUCCAGUGACUUGAAUGUGACCGUAGCUUUUGCAGAACUGCUUGUUGCCUUGUGUAAUUUACUAUGUGUAUAAUGUUCCAAGCUAGCGAUAGGGCUAGUUAACACUGUGUGUUAUGGUUAGAAUAAUCUAUGUGCCUGUAUAUUUUAGAGCCAUGUAGAAUGUAUCCUGCUUUGGGAGCAAAAGUCAAGCAGAAUGCACAUAAGAAUUGGAUGAAGCCUGCUCCAAACCUUAUUGAAAGAUAAUAUUCUGCAACAUCCUUGCCACCUGAUCUCCUGCAAACUCAUGCAAUUAAUAGCCUGGGAGAGAGCCAGUAAUGGGCCAAUUACAAGCAUUUCCAGAGCGCACUAUAAGGCCUCACCAGUCUCAUGGGGCAGCUCAGAUGAUAUCUAAUCUGCCCUAAAAAUACAUAGGUUUAAAAUAGCACAUGAAAAAAACAAGAAGCACAAAGGAAACUGGAUAAGAAUUGAUUAUUGUAUUCACCAGAUGUUCUGUAAACUCACAACCCCACUCUGCCCAGCUGUAAUGUAGGCUUAGGGAAUGACGACAGGGGCAUUGUGUAAAAUACUGAUAGUAUAAUGUAAGAUGUUAGCAUUGUAAAUAAAAGGAAAUAAAAACCAUAUAGCAAUAAAUAAACUAGGAGAGAUGUAUUUACUGAUUUAGCUAUGUGAUAAUAAGUGUGAUAAUGUAAGAGAAGUUAAAGGAGAUCUGUAAUGCUUUGAACUUUGUCCCCUAUCCGAAGGUUUUAGAUCACGGCCCCAUACAGGAGAUCCUUCGGAUAGGGGAUAAAGUUUAGAGCACUACAGAUCUCCUUUAAUAAGAGAACACAAUUACCAGCACUCUAGGCCGCUCCACACAAGAUUCCGGUUAUACACUGAAAGGCAGCUUUACAUGAUGGUAACAAAAAGGCAUCUGUUCUAGGAAGGAAACUGGUGUCAAGCAAUAAUAGGAGAAACAUGUAGGGGAAAACUUACUUAGACUAGCAUUUCAUAUGUAAGGCUGGGUUCCCACUACAUUUUCUCCCACACGGGAGCGCAUACGGCAGGGGAGAGCUAAAACCUCACGCUCCCGUAUGCCUUCAUAUGCGCUCCUGUAUGUAAUUAAUUUCAAUGAGCCGGUCAGACUGAAACAUUCAGUCGGCUCAUUUUUGCGCCGUAUGCACUUUUACAACCAGACCUCAAACCGUGGUUGACCACAUACAGCGCAAAAAUGAGCUGACCGAACGUUUCACUCCGGCCAGCUCAUUGAAAUGAAUUACAUACGGGAGCGCGAGGUUUUAGCUCUCCCCUGCCGUAUGCACUCCGGUAUGGGAGAAAAUGUAGUGGGAACCCAGCCUGAGUCUGAAGCAGAAGUCUCUUUUGAAAUGGAGAGAGAGAGAGACUCAAAGUUGCAAAUUCAGCACAAAACAGACGCGAGUCUAAAAAAUGUGACGUUAUUUUGUUAAGUGUCCCUUCCCGAUAAUGAUUAAUAUUCCUGUACCAUCUUAAUGGUUGGUGAUAGAGAGCUGAUAAUAGUUGACAUCUCUGUGGAAUGUUCUGUCUUCCUCAUACCUUAUAGUCUCCUGCAUGCUCCUAAUGCAGUACUACUUUAAGUAGCCUGACUAAAGUAGCCCCUUCCUGACAUAGGGUACAAUUAGUAAAAGGAGAUUGGUAACAAAUUUUUAUAAUUGUAGAGAUGUUUACUUGUAACAUGGAGGGAGAUUGAGGUUAAAGGGGAACUCUGGUGGAAAACAAAUGUUUUCAAGUCAGCUGGUGCCAGAACUUUCAGUACUUUCCAGCUGCUGUAUACUACAGAGAAAAGUGUGAAGUUCUUUCCAGUCUGACAACAAUGCCCUCUACUGUCACCUCUGUCCGUGUCAGGAACUGUCCAGAUUAGAAGCAUAUCCCCAUAGCUCUGGACAGUUCCUGACACUGACAGAGGUGUCAGCAGAGAGCACUGUGGUCAGACUGGAAAGAACUUCACAAAUGUCCCUGAAGUAUAUCUGUAGUAUACAGCAGAUGAUAAGUACUGGAAGGGUUAAGAUUUUGUCAUAGAAGUAAUUUACAAAUCUGUUUAACUUUAUGGCACCAGUUGAUUUGAAGAAAAAAAAAUUCCACUGGAGUACCCCUUUAAAAGACCCCUUGGGAUCCAAGUUAGUUAUAUUCCUGAUGUCAGCGUAUAAGGAGAUUCAUUACAGUCCUAGGUAUUGGUAAGGUAUUGUUUAUGUAACCUUCUCAACAAAUACAUAAGUAUUGCUAAUGGACCAUAUAUUUAUCUAUUCCCCUUUUACAUUCCAAGUCAGGUUGUACUUGAGACUAGUCACCUGCUUUGUAAUAGCAAUGGUUGUGGCACUGGCCUUGGGUGUUACUCUCUUAACCCUUAUUGUGGCAGAAUAUGAUUGUGUAGGAUUCCAACAACUAUGCUCUCUGGAUGUCAGUCACAAUGGUAUAUAAUGAAUCCUGGAAGCAUUGUUUACUGUUAUUAUGCAUUGUGACAGAGGUAUGGAGAUUACAUGCCGGACAUUAAAAUGACCACCUUCCUGUAUAAUAAACUUCUCUAAAGUCUGGCAAUUCUGGGAAAUACAUUUUCCUAUAAAAUAAUAUUAAUUGUGGCAUUUUCAUGCUGUAUAUGUAUAUGACAUCUAUAUUAUGACAUUAUUACAAUGUAAGACCAGCAUUACCAUUGUAGCCACGAUCAGCAGAACCCAUAGGAACCAUAAAUAAAACAAUUGAUAUAAAAUGGCAUCUGGAAGAAAUAGAAUGAAAUGGCACAUUAGCAAUAAUUUCAUAGUUUAUGGUAAUAUAGAUAAAUAUAUACACGAGAAACUGUAAUGAAUGCACAGUAUAUAAUCUUAAGCACAAUGAAGGCACAUUGUUUAUACAUUAUUUCUGUAGAAUAGAAGCACAUACUGAUAGUGUUGUAUGAUAACGCUACAUGAUGGAGGACUCAGUCUUCACUCCAGAUGCUGGAUUCCAACUAUACAGCAUCUAUCUAUGGCUGGUCAUAUAACCUACCUGUGAGGAAUAUUUUGGAUGCCAACUUGGUUUUAAGAUAAAAAUAUUGCGUGAACCUGUCCAACCAGAUAUGUGUUGGCAAGUCCUUCCAGUUACAGCGGUACCUAUUGUAAAGAAUGAUGUUUCUAAAAUUAUAAAAAGUAAACUGUAACUUGACAGUAGGCCAUUGGUUUCAAUGUAAUGAAAUGGCAGGCCCAGUUUCAAUAAGAUGAAUUUGCUUCAUACUGUAUGUGUAUUUUAUGCCGAACCUCAACACCUGAUGUGUUAUUUAUAAAAGUCUCCUGCACUGAGAAAUGGCUCCACCUUGUGGCAGAGACAUUUUGUGAUGGUUAAGGAGUGUAUUUGACAUGCUGUUAUAUCACUCCCUAAUGCAGCAUAUUAUGUGUAUCUGUUGUCAGAUACAAUGUUUGCUCAUUGUGUAAUAGAUAUCUUCUAUGAGUGUUCUCCAGUGCUCUGUUCAGUGUAGACAUCAACACGUGUAACAGAUCAGACAGUGCUCAUGUACAUGAAAUAAACUCUGUUCUUACAAGAA